AUGGGUAGUGUUUCAUCACAUUCGACUUAAGAUGAGAAUGGUAACUUGAGUAGUCUUCCUAUGCAUUUAAGAAAAAUGGAACUAAAAUUUGACAUCUCUAGAGAGGUGGAUCCAGCAUUAAAAUAAUUACUAUAUUGUAUUUGUUUUUAUUAUUAUAUAUAGGGUCAUUAUCUGAAAUUAGAGCUGUAUAUGAAUAGUUUUAACGUAGAGCUACAGUUCCUUUCAUUGAUAAAAGUUUAUUCUGUAAAAUAGUUCCAUUUUCACGUCCUAAUGCAGGAUAUAUAUUUGAUAACUUUUGUAGAAAAUCUAAACUUUUAUCAAUUUAUGAACUUAUUUGUGUUUUAACAAUUUGUUCAUAUACUUAACAUAUUCAUAAAAUUCAUUGUAAAUAUUUAUGAUAUAAUUAGUUUUAUAUAUUGUUUUUGAUUUAGAUUGUAAUGGAAAUAUAAGUUUAAAUGAACUCCUUAUAAUUAUUAAAUCAAUAAUAAUAGGAUAUUGUAAAUUAACAAAUGCUGAAUUACCUCCUUAUGUUUAAUUAGAAAAGUUUGCAAAAUUGAUGUUUUUGAAGAGUGAUAUUUAAACUGAUAAUUAAUUAGAGUUAAGCGAGUAAAUUUUAGAUUUAUAUUUAGAAUCAUUGAAUGGUUAGAAAAAGAAAAUGAUAUUGGGAAAGAUUUAUUUACAUUAUAUGAACCAAAAUAGAAAGUUUAAGAGCCUUUUGAGGUUUUUAAAUCAUUUAAAUCAUAUACUGAAUAAGAAGCUUAACAAAUGUUAGACAUGAUAACAAAAGCAAAUAAGUAUGAAUACUACAUGAAAGGUCUUAAUGAUAGAUUAAACUAAAAAAAUUAAGACAGUUAUAAAGCUACAACUAAAAGUGUUAGAUAACUUUAAAUUAGAUCAAAAUAGUCAGCUUCUCAUAGUUCAUUACCUAAAAUUCCUACUUAAACAAAACCUCAUAUUCUAGAUGAUGAUAUUGAUGAAUUAUAAAUUUUAGAAAAAGCUAUUGGUGAUCAUUCUAGAAAAAUUUAAAGAUAUGAUUCUCCUACUAUUAGAUUUGUGACCUAACGUGAUGGUACUUCUAGAAGAGUCAUUGUUCCAAAUAAAAUCAUGAAAAAUAUAAUAAUUACAAAAGGAUGUACUUUAACUAGAAAUGAGAUAUUUAAAUUAAAGAGUUAUUUUGAUAGUCUAUCAGAUAAAAAUUCAGUUAUUUAAGUUAAAGAAUUUACUAAAUCAUUUCAAAAUAAACCACAUAUGAAAAGAGUUACUGCAAGUUUAUAUAAUUAUUUAGAUUCUAAAUAAAGAGGAUUUGUUACUUUUGAUGAAUUAAUGUUAAAAUUGUAUCCUUCAUUAACAUAAGAAUAAUUGAAAAUCAUUAAUUAAUGGAUUCAAUAAUACAAUGAAGUUUUUGCUAAAAGUUCAAAAGAAAGUUUGGAAAUGGAAUUUUUAAGAGUAGAGAAAUAACCAGCUAAAAGAAAAAGAAUACUUCCAAAACAAAGUAUGAUUAGGGUUAAAUAAUUAUUUAAUUUAAUAGAUUAGGAUGGUAAAGGAUGUAAUUAAAUAUUUAAUUUAUUAGUUAUAUCUAUUGAUGAUAUGAAGAAAACAUUUACUUAUGGAUUUACAGAAAAAGAAGUUGAAAAUCUAUUUUAAUAACAUGAUAAUGAUAAAGAUGGGAGACUUUAACUGGAUGAUUUAGUAAGAAUUAUUUUACCACCUGAUUAUGAAAUAGAAGAAGAAACUGAAGACAAUUCUUGA
Molecule: messenger RNA, 1749 nt
Organism: Paramecium pentaurelia
Lineage: Eukaryota; Ciliophora; Oligohymenophorea; Peniculida; Parameciidae
Source: the annotation of a GenBank genome assembly